UAAUAAAACAGACAAUAGCCUCAGUAAUGUUUAGUAUAAACAAGUUUUUUUCUUUUUUUAAAAGAAAAAUUGAAAAGUUAAUCGUCAAAAUACAUACUCUUUAUAGCUGAGAACAUACCAAGAGUAACUGGGCCAAUUGAAGCUGAUAGAUAUGCGUUGGCGCGUAUAACGGAGAUUAAUGAAAUGCAAACAGCCAUUAAAAGAGCUAGUUAUGCACUUAACGAACUUGCUUUUCAAUCACUUCCUCGAGGCCUUCGUCGUCGUGCAGCAAGCCAUAAUAUAAAUAGGCUCCCUGCUAGAUUAAGAGCAAAGGCAGCAAAAGAAGCUUACUGUUCAGCACCUAAUGCUCCAUUGAUACGUAAAAAGAUUAAAAAGAUCAAAACGCCUAGAAAUACAGUAGAAGAAUUUCUUAGACGUCAAAAAUCAAAAAAAUGGUUAGAAACUCACAUGUGGCAUACAAAAAGAAUGAAAAUGAAUGAUAUAUGGGGUCAUCGAAUUGCAGCACGUCCAAACACAAAAUCAAUCCGUGUUACAUAUCGAUCAUUUACUCGUCUUUCAAUUAUACAUGAUGCAUCUUAUAUGGCUUGUAUUGAGUUAAAGGGUGAUAAAAACGAUAUCAUUAAAGUGUUAAAUACAAUGACAGAUGCUGGACUAUCUUCUGUUGGAAGUGAAAGGUAUAUUAGCGGUAAAAGGAUUGGAUAUACUCAUUUAUAUGAGUAUUUAGGAUACCCAUUGAAACUUAUUUGUCCAAUUUCAUUUUUAUGGAAACCAAAGACGACUGAUACAAUCUGGCUAUGGAUUCAUCCUUCUGCAGUUCAUGAGGCCAAUAUAUAUUUAAAAAUGGCAAUUAAAGAAACAAAAACAACCAAUAUUCAGUUAAACGACUUGCGUGAUGACAUUUUACGAUUUGAAUUGACUGGUCCACGAUCAACAGCUUUAUUACAGACUAUUCUUGAUCCUAUUCCCGAUGAAUCCAUCAAGGGCAACAAUGUAUGGAAUAGAUUAAAAGAGCUCCGUUCUUCUUGUUCAAUGUCUCCUGGAACUGUUAUUGGUCUUGUUGUUCAAGAUCCUCGAUUAAAAUUCCCUCAAAAAGUACCACCAAGGACUAACACAAUUUCUAAUGAGAAUCAAAAAAAUAUUCAGCAUAUUUUGGAUCAAUGGCCAUCAGAUGCAGCGGAAACAACUAUUUGGAAUAAAGAAUUGCGUCAAUCCUUGUUUGAUAAUAAAAUAUCUGAUUAUGGAUUGAAUAUACGUCGUGAAAAGAACUUAAUACCAGGUACUAAACUAGAAGCUACACCAGAAGAUAGUCAAAUUCCCCUUUUAUUAAUUCAGCGAGGAGGACCAAUCUAUAAUAAUCAAUCACCCCAACCUCUAUCUUCACAUGAGUUUGUAGAAGGAUGGACAUUAAUUAUUCCCCGUGGAUUUGGGCUUGCAUUUUGGAAAUCAUUUGUAUUUGCAGGAGCCCGUGUAGCUGGAUAUGAAGAUGUGCAUGCUAUGCAUUUUGAAAGUGGUUAUCCUUGUUUUCCACAAGAUUAUCCAGGUACACGAGCCUUUGAAGCUCAUCGUAAGAUGGUUCAAAAGGCAGCAGAAAACGUUUGGCAGAGGCGCCCUCCUGCAAAACGUGUUAACUAUGCUAAACGUGGAGUUGACCAUCCAUUUGAAUGCGCAUUUGAAAGUUUAUCUACAGUAGAUCGUAUGGAUGUUAUUGAAGAAGGAAAAGAAAAUCAGGAACAUUUGUCAGCACGUCCUAGAUAUUCAUUGAUAAAUGGAGAACGUUUAGUGUUAUCUCUUUUAGAUUCUUCAACAACACAAAACUACCAAUCAACAUUAGAAGCAUUAAUACGCCAACGAGGACUAGAUCCGUCAUUGCAUUUGUCGGAUUUUUAUAUGGAUGACCUACUCAUUAAAAUUCGUGUAAAAUAUAUUGACCGUGGAAAGCCUUUAGUUAAUGCUAUGAUUUAUUUGUUAGAAGACCCUGAGGAAUAUCAAUAUUAUACAUAUCGUAUUCGUCAAAAAUCAUCACCUUUAAAAAAAAGUAAAAGAAAGAUGAAGGAAUUUUUAGAAUUAGAUACUGAUGUAGAUAAGGUAUGUUUUAGACAUAUAAGAUUACAAAGGUCUUAACAAUUUACAACUGAUCCAUAUAUAUAUAAGUCAUUUGAAUUACCUUCAAAGCAACAACAGAUAGGUUAUAUAACAAACGGUAAUUUUUCUUUAAGUCUUGGUUAUGGUUUUGGCAUAGGUGCUUGUACAAUGAGUGGAUUAAAAAAGCUUAAAUCCAUAGAUAAAUCGCAAAAUCGUUCUGUAAAGAUGGUUGUUCUUAUAAGAAAUACAUCCUCUUUAAAGGCAAGGCCAGCUCAACUUGAACUUUUAUAUUAGAUAAAUAAAAUAUCUGUCAUUUUUCAUACCUAAAAUAAAUUAAUUUUCUUUCCUCAUUCAAUAUAUAUGUAAUUGACAGUUUUAUCGUAUUAGUUGUGAUAAUAAUAUAAAGUAAUUAUUUAAUAAAUUUAUUAUUGUG
Messenger RNA from Cokeromyces recurvatus, 2515 nucleotides. Its product is annotated as NUC188 domain-containing protein. The transcript is spliced from 7 exons. NCBI's taxonomy places the organism in Eukaryota, Fungi, Mucoromycota, Mucoromycetes, Mucorales, Mucoraceae. The record is from RefSeq and is a predicted model, not a curated record. Gene Ontology annotation, biological process: tRNA 5'-leader removal. Bases 184 to 2121 code for a protein of 645 amino acids. Gene Ontology annotation, molecular function: protein binding. Gene Ontology annotation, cellular component: nucleolar ribonuclease P complex; ribonuclease MRP complex.